GGGACCUAGCUUUCUGGCUCAGCUUCUCUGAUGAGGAAGUCGGAAGUUGUUCUUUGUGAGGCUCUGAGGGAUCCAUUGUGGGUAGAUCACUUGGCACCCACGCCAUGGUGAGCAAGGGGCUUCUGUUCCCAGACGGGAAGGAGUGGCCGGCCAUGAAUGCGGUGACCUAUGAUGAUGUGCAUGUCGACUUCACUUGGGAGGAGUGGGCUUUGCUGGAUCCUUCCCAGAAGAGUCUCUACAACGAUGUGAUGCUGGAAAUCUAUAGGAACCUCACUGAUAUAGGCUACAGUUAUGAAGACUAUAAUAUAGAAGAACAUUGUCAACGUUCUGGAAGACAUGGAAGAUACAGAAAAGGCCAUACUAGAGAGAAUCCCUCUGAAUAUACUCAAUGUUCUAAAGCCUUUUCACAUCAUAGUCAUCUUCAGAGGCAUGUAAAAAUUCAUCCUGGAGAGAAACCCUAUGAAAGUAUUCAAUAUGGUGAAGCCUUUACACACAACAGCAGUCUCCAAGUACAUAAAGGAACACAUGUUGGAGAGAAAACCUUUGAAUGUAAACAAUGUGGUAAAGCCUUUGCAUGUGCCAGUAGUCUCAAAAGACAUGAAAGAACACAUACUGGAGAAAAACCCUACAAAUGUAAUCAAUGUGAUAAAGCCUUUUCACAACACAGUACUCUCCAAAUACAUAAAAGAACUCAUUCUGGAGAGAAACCUUACAAAUGUAAUCAAUGUGAUAAAGCCUUUACACUUCACAGUCGUCUCCAAAUACAUAAAAGAACUCAUUCUGGAGAGAAACCUUAUGAAUGUAAUCAAUGUGGUAAAGCCUUUGCAUGUGCUGGUAAUCUCCAAAGACAUAAAGGAACUCAUGCUGAAGAAAAGCCCUACAAAUGUAAUCUGUGUGAUAAAGCCUUUUCACGACAAAGUCAUCUCCAAGAACAUAAAAGAACACAUACUGGAGAGAAACCCUACAAAUGUAAUCUGUGUGAUAAAGCCUUUUCACAACACAGUCAUCUCCGAAUACAUAAAAGAACACAUACUGGAGAGAAACCCUACAAAUGUAAUCAGUGUGAAAAAGCCUUUUCACAACACCAUAGUCUUCAAAUGCAUGGAAGAACACAUAUUGGAGAGAAACCCUAUAAAUGUAGCAAUGUGGUAAAGCCUUUGACUUUCCCGGUAAUCUCCAUAUACAUAAAGGAACACAUACUGGAGAGAAACCCUGUGAAUGUAAGUAAUGUGGUAAAGCCUUUGCAUGUAUCUGGAGUCUUUGAAAUAAUGAGGAAAAAAUCAUCAUGCAGAGAAACCCUAUAAAUGUAUUAAGUGUGGUAAAGUUUUGCACUUCAUGGUAUAGUUUAUACAAGAGUUAAAGUUUCAGUGUUAACUGGUCUCGUAAAGUCUUUUCAUAUUACAGUUGUCCUUGAGGACCUAAAAAAAUUAAUACUGAAGGAAAUCUGGACAUAAAGGUUUUGGUAAGAUCUUUAGCCUUACAUUCAUUUACAUGAAAUUAUUCUGGGGAAAUACAUUGAAAUCACAAUUCUUAAAUAAUUAAAUUAAUUACUUUAAAUAAUUAAUUAUUUUUAAAUU
This is a messenger RNA of Myodes glareolus (Bank vole), 1577 nucleotides long. RefSeq lists its product as uncharacterized. The record is from RefSeq and is a predicted model, not a curated record. Lineage: Eukaryota; Metazoa; Chordata; Mammalia; Rodentia; Cricetidae. Gene Ontology annotation, biological process: regulation of DNA-templated transcription.